Lotus japonicus is the source of this 1219-nucleotide messenger RNA. Its product is annotated as probable carboxylesterase 9. The transcript is spliced from 2 exons. Gene Ontology annotation, molecular function: hydrolase activity. NCBI's taxonomy places the organism in Eukaryota, Viridiplantae, Streptophyta, Magnoliopsida, Fabales, Fabaceae. Bases 90 to 1049 code for a protein of 319 amino acids. The record is from RefSeq and is a predicted model, not a curated record.
AAUUUGCAUGCUUCUGCACACAUCCAUCAUCAAUACCAAAACCACACACACACUUGUCUACCAACAAAAGAAACAAAGAAAGAAAGAAAAUGUCCAAAUUCAAUGCACUCGAGUACCUGGGUCUCUCUUUCAACCCCGACGGAUCCCUCAACCGUGGCUACGUCACUCCCAAAACCGAACCCAACCCGGAGCCAUCGUCCGGCAACCCAACCGUCUCCAAAGACAUAACCAUCAACCCAGAGACCGAAACAUGGGUGCGCCUUUUCCGGCCAACCAAGCUUCCUUCCAACGACAACAACGUCGCCCGGUUGCCUAUCUUCAUCUACUUCCACAACGGCGGCUGGCUCUUCCAUAGCCCCGCCGACAUCGGCGUCCACAAAGCGUGCGAGCAGCUCGCCACCGAUAUCCCCUCCAUCGUCGUAUCCGUCGCGUACCGUCCUGCGCCGGAGAACAGGCUCCCGGCGCAGUACUAUGACGCGAGGGAUGCGGUGGUGUGGGUGAGGGAGCAGAUGGCAAAUGAGGCUGAGGGGGAGCAGUGGCUGAGGGAGUACGGUGACCCUUCCAGGUGCUACUUGUAUGGACACGACUGCGGCGGGAACAUUGUGUUUAACGCGGCGGUGAUGGUGGCUGAGGUGGACUUGGAGCCUUUGAGGAUCGCUGGGGUGAUCAUGAACCAGCCCAUGUUUUCAGGGGAGAGGAGGACGGGAUCGGAGUUGAGGUUUGCUACGGAUCAAGUGUUGCCUUUGCCUGUUUUGGACAUGAUGUGGAGCCUCGCUUUGCCUAAGGAAACCGAUCGUGACCAUAGGUAUAGCAAUCCCGUGGUGGGUGGGCCACACUUGGACAUGGUGAAGAAGUUAGGGAAGUGCCUUGUGAUUGGGUAUGGUGGGGACAUUAUGGUUGACCGGCAGCAGGAGCUUGUGACCAUGUUGGCCAAGCGUGGAGUCCAGGUGGAAGCGCGGUUUGAUCCGGUGGGGUUCCAUAACAUUGACAUGGUGGACCGUGCCAGGGCUAACGCAGUUAUAAAUAUUAUCCGGGAGUUUAUUUCUUGAGUUUUUAAUUGGUUUUAGUUUAAUUGGAUUAAUUAAUUCCAAAUACAUAUACACUUUUUUUUUCCCAAUUUUGAUUACGAAUGUAUAAUUAUAACCGAUAUUGGUAGCAUAUAUACAUGAUUAUUUACGUCCUAUGUUCUACAAUGUUUCCUCCUAACUUGGAAGUUAAU